GUCUCUCUAUAUAUUACAACGUUCGAGACGAACUGUUUCCGUCCGUUCGUCGGCGAGGAACUUCUUGUCGAAGUGCAUGACGUAACGCGAAGUCGUCGUCUGGACAGUGUUUCUUAGUGGCCAUUUUGUUUCCAACCGCACGGCAGAUUAAGGUGUGUCCGUGUACGUCCGCUCGUCGGCCCGGCAGCGUGAUGGAUUCAAAGCGGUAUGAACGCAGCACCAGGUCGAAUACCGAAUCGCCACCCGCUCCGCCCUCGCCUCCCAUGUAUAGUACAGGUUACAGCACGACACACGACGGUCACAAGAGCCGAGUCAGCACGCGGCACUCGCCUUCGCCCACCGUGGACUACCAUCGAAGCAGUAGAUCCUCGCGGAACGACUCGCCACUCCAGGAGCGACGCAAGCGUCGCCGUAGUGGCUCACGACCAUCCCCGGUGCGCUCCCACAGACGGUCCAGAUCCAGCGACCGGGACCGGGAUCGCGAUCGUGAUCGCGACCGCGAUCGAGAAAGGUCGCGCAAAUAUUCCAGAAGAGAUAGAUCGCGAUCAAGAUCGCGCGGCAGAUCCCGCUCGCGGGACAGAAGACGGAGUCGCAGUCGUAAUCGCAGCAAAGACAGGCAUAGGUACAAAGAAAGCCGCAGGCAUCACGCUAGAGCACCGUCAUACGAGUCGGAUGCUUUGGAGGAUCACGGAGAAGAGGCCGGAAUGGCGACGCAUCAGACGGCGACUGUUGCCCCGCAGCCAAAUGCCUUCAAGAAUGAUGGUAGCUUCAUGGAGAUGUUCAAGAAGAUGCAAGAGCAAAUGCAGCCCACCGUGCAAAAACCCACCACUUCCGUGCUGGAGGAGAAGCAUGUGGUGCCGCCGCCGUUAAUGGUGGGCAAGAGAAGAGGCGGUAGAAUUCUAAAGACCGGAAUGGUGGCAAAGCCAAAGACAGAACAGACGGUGGAACAGCCGAAGGACGCGUGGUCGCUGUACAUGGCGGAGGUGAAGAAGUAUCGAGAAGUCUGCUGUCAGGAGGAGGACAACACACGGCCGUUGGUCAAAUAGCUUCGACAUUUUCGACGUUGCCCUUCUUUAUGUACUUCGACUCAUUACUUUUCUUCUAAGACACCUGUAGUUAGCUCACGUUAUUCUUAAGAAAACGCGGAAUAGAUACUGCUGUUUGAAGGCUCCUUUCAUUCGUUUCGUUUCGUUUCGCAAGCGUCGCGUUCGUUCAAGUUCAGCGCCGUAAGACUUCUCUGUAACGAUCCGAACGAAAGGCACACGACGAGGACGCGGAGUGUCCGGAGCAGCGGAUUUAUUUGUGAUAUAGUGUCGCGUGUGUUUUGAGAGACAAAUGGACGAGAGCGAGAGAGAAACGUAGAAUUUACUUUGACGGGCGAAAAGGGGGUAGAAAGUGGGAGGGAGAGAAAGAGAGAGAGAGAGAGAGGAUGAAACAAAUCCGUGCUGAAAUUUAGAGAUUAAGUAAUUUAUGACUUGUU
Messenger RNA from Linepithema humile (Argentine ant), 1480 nucleotides. RefSeq names its product cytochrome c oxidase subunit 6B2. Gene Ontology annotation, molecular function: 3'-5' exonuclease activity; 5'-3' exonuclease activity. NCBI's taxonomy places the organism in Eukaryota, Metazoa, Arthropoda, Insecta, Hymenoptera, Formicidae. Gene Ontology annotation, cellular component: respiratory chain complex IV; mitochondrion. The record is from RefSeq and is a predicted model, not a curated record.